GCUUCAGUUACAUUUGAUUGCACCAGUAGUCAGUCGUCAUUACCAUCCGAACGAACGAACACCAUCAUCCAGAAAGAUGAAGCUCAUAGUGACCUGCCUGUUGGUGUGUGCCAUGGCGGCAGCACUGGUUCACGCUAGUCCAAUUCCCGAAGCAACCGACGACGUUAAGGUAGAAUCGGAAGUGUCCCAUGCGGAAGCCGUGGCCGACAGUUCCGAUGCGGUACGUGACAAACGGGGCGUCGGUGUGGCCGUUGGGAGUCCAACGAUUUUAGCUGGCGUUCAACAAACGCCAUUGGCACCGCUAGUUGCACCCCUUGCACCGUUAGUAGGACCAGCAGGGCUUGUGCCGGUGGCCGGAGUCGUGCCGACAGUCAUAGGGCCGCUGAACUCGUUACUGUCUAUUCCGAGAAACCUCAUCAGUACCGUUGGAUAUCAGUUGACGACUCUAGGCUGAGCUGCUAGAAUUUUAAUGUAGGGAAUUUGGUGGAGAUGUAUAUUGAAGACUCAAUAAUUUAUAAAAUAACUAGUCUGUGGGAGGAAGUUAAUUUAAUAAUAAGUAUGCACUAGGUAAUAUAAUCAAAACACUGAACUUGUUUGUAUUGGCGUACAUCAGAAUUUCCCUGGAGAUGACUAUGAGCUUAUGUGUCAAAAUUUAUGUACUCAACUAAAAUGCAUAACAAUAUUAAGUAUAAGUCAGUAAUCGAAGUAUAUAACGCAGGCAUCUAUUGAUGACGACAUGCAACCGUGUUGAGUGGCAUCCAUUGAUACACACUUUCAUUAGCAUGCAGAAGCACAGAUUUCACGUUCGAGUUCAAAUUCGGAUUUUGAUGUGUCGACUAAUCUGAUUGCUUUUCCAUACAUUUCUUAAACUCGCAAAGUGCAACAACUGAUGAUGAUAGCCGCCAUUUGGCUACCAAGAUAUUGGAAGCUUUCAACAUUCUCCACUGCAUUCCCACAUUCACAGUAUCUGGAAGCAGGAUUGGAAACACUUGUACUCAAAUACCGGUUACCUUCGUUGGUUUGACCGCAUCUAAUCUGAACACUUUUUAAUUUGAUUCCCGCUAAUAUGCACAUCGUUCAAAUUAAAAAUGGUUCAAACGUCAUUCUGCUAAAGGAACAAAAAACAAAACUUCAGAUAAGGUUGCCAGCAGUGUAUUUUACCGUCGCCCACAGGGUUGCUAGAAGUUUAAACUAAAAAUUGAACCCCGUUGGUUUGCAUGAGGUGUCGUUCAUACUAACGGGGGUAGACGGUACACUCAUUUGCUAUUUUCCCAGCUCAGAAGCCUGCAAUCAAGAAACAGUGUACACUGAAAUAAAUUUUGUUGUAGAAACUACCGAUUCCAUAGUAAAAUUACUAACCGUACCUAUGAUUCUCAACCGACAGCUAUUUCCUGUUAAUUCCACUAAAACACUGUCAAUUUAACUAGCAGUGCUGUUAACAUUACCAAAAAUAAUCUAAAUUUAACAGCUGGGUAUUGUAUUUUUAACCAUACCGUGUUGUAAGAUGCGUGUCCAGGAAAAAAUGACAAUGUUUUGUUGUUGAGGCGACUACGCUUUUAGUCAAAUUUACUGCAAUGCAUUGUUACUUCAAUCAUAUUUCAGUGAACUUGACAGAUUUUGUUGUCGGUUGAGAAUCAUAGGUACGGUUAGUAAUUUUACUAUGGAAUCAGUAAUUUCCA
Molecule: messenger RNA, 1679 nt
Organism: Aedes albopictus (Asian tiger mosquito)
Lineage: Eukaryota; Metazoa; Arthropoda; Insecta; Diptera; Culicidae
Exons: 2
Coding region: 77-454 (125 amino acids)
Source: RefSeq, a predicted model, not a curated record